Molecule: messenger RNA, 2781 nt
Organism: Saprolegnia parasitica CBS 223.65
Lineage: Eukaryota; Oomycota; Saprolegniomycetes; Saprolegniales; Saprolegniaceae
Exons: 5
Coding region: 37-2781 (914 amino acids)
Biological process (GO): cytoskeleton-dependent intracellular transport; cytoplasmic microtubule organization
Cellular component (GO): cytoplasm; centrosome
Molecular function (GO): dynein light intermediate chain binding; microtubule binding
Source: RefSeq, a predicted model, not a curated record
CGUCGCGUGAGAGGAAUCCCACUUGGCGAAUCGGCAAUGGAGCAGCUCUGGGCGUGGGUCGCCUUCUACGCGCCGGCGACCGACGCGCGCCUGAGCGACUGCGUCAGCGCCGUCCUGCAGGAGGUCUACCCGACAGAGCUCGAUGCGAUCCGCGCCGAGGAGGACAGCGUCGUCGAGUGGCGAGGCCCGGCCGUGCUCCUCAACACGCAUGCCAAGGAGCUCCAGAUGAAGUCGUACCUGAGCUGGGACCACCUGCCUAGCCUCACGCUCGCCAUGAAGCCGACCGAGUCCACGCCUGCGGCGGCGAAGGAGCUCCGCGCGCUGCUCGAGGCGCUCUGCAUCGCUGCCUUCCACAGCGUGCAAAAGGCCAUCUUCGUACAGGACAUCAUCAACAUGGCAUCCGACGUCCAGGAGGCAGUGUGCGAGGUCCUCUCGCAGGUUUCGCUGCCCGUAUCCGAGCCGGACGCGCCGCCGUCCCCGCGCCCGACGACGGCGAUGGCCCACGGCCCCCAGGAGACGCCGCCACUGGGCUGCCAGGGGACGACCGCACAAAACGCGAUGCUGAAGGAAGAAGUCGCGACGCUCUUGCAAGAAGUCGAGACCCAAAAGGCGACGGCAGCCCGCCUUGAAGCCGACGACGCCAAGCGCCAGGCCGACUUUGAGACGGCGCAGCUCCAGAUGGACGUGGAUAUGGCCAAGCACGAGCGCACGCUCAAGGAACAGUACCGCGAUCUCAUCAAGCAGCUGCAAGACGACGUGGCCAUCGCGCAGCAGAAGAGCCAUGCGCUCUGCCACGUCGAGACGGACCUGGCCGCGCUCAAGGACGAAAUGGACGUGGUCCGCGCGACGGCCGCCAAGGCCACGAAGCUCGAGGCGCGGCUCGAGAAGUACAAGCUCAAGAUCGACGAGCUACCGCGCCUCAAGGAGUGCAACAAGCGCUUGGAGGAGAAGAACGCCGAGCUAUCCGACAAGGCGUUGGCGCAAGAGACGCAGCUGUCGCGUCUCCAGGCCGUCCACCGCAAGCUCGAAGAAGCCAAGGACGCCAUGGCCAGCAUGGCGGUACGCAUGAGCGAGAUGGAGGCGACCAUGGCCCGGCGCGAGAACGAGCGCCUCGAGAUGCGCGCCGAUCUCGACGCGGCGCGGCUAGAAGCCCAACGGCAGCAAAGCCUCAAGGACGACCUGGAGGCGACUUUGGCGCAGCUGCAAGACGGGCAGCCGGUCGCGGUCAGCGGCGAGCGGCUCGAGCUCGACCACGGCAUGCUCGAAAAACUGAGCGCGCUCCAGCUUGAGAACGACCGCCUCCAGAAACAGCUCAGCGCCGAGGCCGCCGACCGUGUCGAGUCGCUCCUCGAAGAACUCGAUGCACUCACGCGGGUGAAAAAGUCGUUUGAAUCUAAGUUUUUUGCGACCCAAGAUGCGCUCGAGGCCAUGACGGCGCAGAGCAGCGACCAAGAGCAAACGAUCGCGUCGCUCCGUCUCGUGCACGCCGACCUCGAAGCGCAGCGCCAGACGCUUCAGGACCAUCUCACGACGACGACGACGACCUUGGCGACGCUGCAAGAGACGCACGGACGCAGCGUGACCGACGCCGCUCAGGAGUACGCUCGCCUCGAGACCGAGGCGGCGGCCCAAAUCGCUGCCCGCGAUGCCCAGAUCCAAGACCUCGUUGCGGCCAUAUCGGCCAAGGACGCCGACACGACUGUGCUCCGCGCUACCGUCGCCUCGCUUACGGCCAGCUUGACCAGCGAGAAGGAUGCUUUUACGGCGCUUGAAGCGGCGCAUGCGGCGCUGCAAGCGUCUGCGCACUCACUGGAGUCGACGCUGCGUGCGACGGAAGCCACUUUGGCGACGAGAACCAACGAGCUGGAGCAAGCCCACGCCGAUCGCGAGCGCGACGCUGUUGUCGCCGAGACAGAGAAGACCAGCUUACGCAGCGAUUUUGAGGUCCAACGCGAGACGCUCGAGAGCCAAGCGUCGAUCCUGCAGCACGUCAACCAUGACAUGCACCACGCGCUCGAGGCGCAGCGCGCGCAGAACGCCGAGCUCAAAUCGGCGGCCGAGCGCUCGUCGGAAGCCAUGAGGAUGCUCACCGAAGACCUCGACGGAACGCGGGUGCAACUCGACGCAGCGAGACUCGACACGCGCCGCAUGGAGGCAGCCAACGCGUCCUUGGCGCUGGAGCUGUCUCGACUCCAAACGGCCCACGACGACAUGGCGACCGAGUGGGCCAAAGACCAAGCGGUUCAGAUGGCGCUGCACAGCAAGGUCGCUGCCAAGACAGAGACGUGCGCGCAGCUCGCAGCCGACAUCGAUGCUCUUCGUGCUGACAUGACGACGCAGCAAACUGCCCACGACGUACUUGUUGAACGCCAUGCGGUGCUGGAAGCCCAAGUGACCGAGAAGGACGCGAUGGACGCACGCGCUGCGACGCUCGAGGCCGCGCUCGAGGCCAAGACGACGGCGCUUGCAGAGAUUGCGGGCCGCCUUAGCUCGGCCGAGACGCAGCUCACAACGCUGCGGGCGAUGGAGCAAGCCGGGAGGAAGUACGUGCACGACCUCGAGGCGCACCACGCAGCCGCGUUUGCCGAAGCGCGUUUCGCUCGCAUGGAAGCGCGCAGUCGGGCGGCCGAGCGCGACCGAAUGCACCACCACGGUACAGCCGACGCGCGCGACCCCGAGACCGACAAGCAGCUCAAGCUCUUGAACGAUGAGCUCGAGCUGCUCAAGACCGAGUUCAAGAAGCUGCAGACGAGCUACGUCGCGCUUCAAACGUUUUUGUAG